AUGUGCUUCAAUCAGAACUCCCCUUCCAGUCCACAUGAUUUUGAUGUGGACAUGGGAGAUGCUGAUUUUAUCGCAAGUCUUGGUGAGGAUAUGCUUACGCAGACGAUGGGGGAUGAGCUUGUGCUUGACACAUUGCACCUUUUCAGCGCCAAUGUCAAAAUCUCUGGACAUCGUGUCAAAUGCUUGUUUGACGAGAUACUCCGGCGAGACUCUGACAGCCAACCUCUUAUCGUGGCAGUGCAAGAUCUCUCCCGGAAACAGGCCUUUACACGAUUGCCUGGUUACAACUUCUGGGCUGCUGACUUGGGACUCAUUACAGAGGACGACUAUGAGUUAUCCACCAGAGAAGCCUCUCAAGUCAAGAGCAUUGAACUUGCGCGCCAUGCCAUCUGUGCAGCCUCCAUUUCACUCGACAAGGUCUCUGACGCAAUGCAAGAUUUCAGCGAUGCGCCACCUGAGAUUGAAGAAGCCCUCUUCGACAUCGUCCAAUCCCUCUCUUCCUCCCGCGACGCCCUCGUUGUCACUCACGAUACUUUCGCCGAGGCUCGGGGAACUCUUUCGGUCGCCAUCCAAAGAGUCGAGGAUGCUCAGGAAGUCAUUUCCAAGGCCCAGGAUGCUGUUCCCCAGAUCCAAGGUAUCUUGUUCGCCGCUCUGGAUGAACUCUUGGGUCCUCUCCGUGUCCUUUCGGGCGUUCAGAGGAGCUUCUCCUGUGAGGAAGACGCUGCUGCUCGUCCUCAGGAGGAACGAAUCCGCGGCGUGGGCUUCUAUGUUCAUUCUUCCCUUCGAACUGAUCAGUGGAGAGUGCGAUCAUACCCCGGUGAUAACGAGGACAUUUUUGCCACUCUUGAGCUGACGACCCUGUCGGGGCUGCUUGCCAUCCACAACGCCUACAACCACAACAAUCGACUAGACGUCCCGGCUCUGCUUCAACAUCUGGCAUCUUACGAGUCUAGCAAGUGCGACAUGGUCUUACUUGGCGACUUCAACUAUCACCAUGGGUCUUGGAGCAUCAAGGUAAAUGGUGUGGUUACUCAGAGGAUUACGCCGGAGUCCAAGGCGUUUGCUGCUGGUGUCAAAGGACUUGGCCUCGCACUGCAAACGACACCUGGGGAAAUCACUUUCUCACGCUCUCAGGACACUGAUCAACAAAGAUCCACAAUCGAUCUGACGUUUGCGAGCCGAAAGCUCGCUCCAUCAGUACUCUCUUGCAAGGCCUUGCAGAUUCCUGGGUACAAGAGUGAUCACCGCGUCAUUGAGACGGUUAUCCGAAGACGGGUCAACACUCACGUCAGAAUCAUACCUCAAUGGCAGGAAGCUGAUCACGAAGUGUUUCAGAGGAGUUUGGAACCUUUGCUACCCUCGCUCGAUGCCCUUCUCGACACCGACGACCAGAGGGACAAAUACAUGACUGAUAUCAUGUAUGGUUUGAUGGAAGCAAUCCACGACAACGUCCCAAUGUUCACUGAGGACAAGUCUGCGACCACCAAGGGUGCUUACGAGCUUGCGGGCAUUGCGAAGAAUAUUGGCAAGCCGAACCAGAUAUCACAGACACCAACCCUCAGGCUUGGUGACGAGGUCGCCGAAACGGACAGCGAGAAGAUCGAGAUGAUCAAGAAGGAAAAGUUCCCUGACAAUGACAAGCCAUACUCCAAGAGCAUACCCACUGAGCCCCGCCCCCGACCAGCCGACAGCCGACCUGAGUUAUGUAUGUCGCAGGAUCUCGACGACGAGCAUUUGAGACUGAUCAUUUCCAAACUUCAAAGGCACAAGGCUCCGGGACCUGAUCUCAUCCCCAACGAAGCAAUUCAGCUUGGUGGUGAUGUUCUGCGAUCUCGACUGCUCCGACUAUUCCGCUCUUGCCUACUCCAUUCUCACUACCCGUCGCCUUUCAAAGACUCGAUUCUCGUCAUGGUGCGCAAAACUGGCAGGCCGCUUGCUGAUCCCAAGUCGUGGCGGCCUAUCGCUCUACUAUCUUCUUUCGGCAAGAUUCUCGAUAGGAUCUUUGGGGAUAAGAUGCUUGAGGUAUUGAGGGCCCACCCGGAACUUCUAUCGAGUCAUCAGUUUGGCGGUAGAUCCACUACAGAAGCGCUCCAGUACUUGCUCACCAUCAUCUACAAUACCUGGACCUUUCACCCUGGAGAUGUCGUUACUAUCUUCGGCCUUGACAUGAGCUCGGCCUUCGAUAGCGUCUUGCGCGACCGUCUCCUACAGAAUCUAGUCGACAAGGGCUUUCCUCCAUGGUACGUGACCAUUGUCCGCAGCAUGCUCUCUGACCGAACCGCCACAAUGCGCAUGCCUGGAAUUGUUUCCCCUUCCUUCCGUUCCAACAGUGGGAUCCCUCAAGGCUCACCAUCGUCGUCGCUUCUGUUCAGCAUUUUUUCUAACCCUCUACUGGAGGAGACGUGCACUGGUCUGCAGAAAGUGGAGGUUAAUGGCCAAUCCCACUGGGUGUACCUAUACGCAUUCGCUUUUGUCGACGAUAUCUACCUUGUUGCAGUGUCUAAGAGCUACGAGAUCAACUGCAAAGGAAUUGAGAAGCUUCACAGCUCUGUACAGGCUGUCGCUGCGGGGCUGAAGGUCGUCUUUGGGCCUCACAAGUACAACCUUAUGCAUAUCAUUGGGCCUCAACGGGAUCAACCUGAUACUGAUUUCAGGCCCCAGAUCCCAGGGUUUGAUGGGAGCCCCGAACCAGAGCUGCGUAUCCUUGGUGUCAAGGUUGAUCAGAGGCUGAGUUGGCAAUGCCAUAUUGAUGACAUCGUGAAGAAGGUCAGAAAACGGCUUGGCUAUCUGUCGAUCAUCUCAAAGCGAACGACGGGGCCGACAUUGCAGACCAUGCGACUCUACUACCUGACCAUGAUCCGGCCUGUGAUCACCUACGCCUGUGGCGCAUGGUUCCUCCGGCAGCGUGGAGGCGACAAGGGGGACUGUUCCGUCAAGUAUGGGUUGAACGACGAUCAGAUAAAACAACUUGUGUCGCUGAACAAGGAAUGUCUGACGAAGCUUUCUGGCGCAGUCUUAGACACAGCAUCUGAGAUGAUGGAGAAGGACCUGUUCGUUGAGAACAUCGUGACUGUCCUUCAUUCCCAAGCUUCUCAGCAACGGGUCAAGAGUCUCUUCUCCUACGACAUCAGAUGGAGGUUCAUUGCACGAGACUUGUGGAAAAAGAGCAGGGCGCCAGCGAAAAAGAAAUCGCGCAAGGCGACAGAGAACAAGGCAUUGGCUCAGGCGCUGGAGGACGUGGCAACAGGCAAGAUGCCGAGUGACAAAGAAACGGGCUUGGCACCAACAAAAAAGACAUCACGCAAGGCGCCAAGGGGCAAGAAGACUCCGUACCAGAUUUUGGAUGCCGAGGCGAGAAAGAUUUACGAAGCAGCCAAGAGGGGUCAUGACGACAGAGCAAGAGCCAGUCCAAACCCCAACGAAGUGGACAAGGCUAAGGAGCGAUGGGCAGACUACAAGAAGCGAAGCGGGAUCAUCAAGGCCUGGGUCAAGAACAUGGACACUAAAGAGUGCGAGGCCAGAUGGAAGGCGUACGUUCAGCAACGGAAAGACAAGGUGGUGUCUGGUGGUAGGAAUCCCAAGGACCUGAGACUGCCGGUAGCCUUGACCGAGGACUGGGGGAGGAAGAACCUUGAGUACUACUCGGGCUUGACUCGCGCCCAGAGCACGAUGUUAUUCGCAUGCAGGACUGAGCGCAUCGGUCUCCGGAAGUAUCUUCAUGACUGCCGCAUUCCUGGCUUUGAGUUCCCGACGUGUCCCUGCGGACGUUCCCGAGAGACCGUGUUCCACCUUCUUGUCGAGUGCCCCAGGCUGCGUGAGGCGAGAAUCGGCCUGUUUCAGCAGGUAGGCCACAACGACUUCACAACACUUCUCACCAAGGACGCCAAAGUCGCCGCCGAAUGGGCCAUCUCUUACUUCGAUCUCGCAAUGUUUGACUCUGUCAGGAAAAGGUCCUCCCGAUUCCCCGUGUUUCCGCAUCUCAUUUCGCCCCGCCCGGAGGGCUUUCUCCACACUCUCUCCGCCUCGCUUGCAGCAAGACGCCAAACACGUACUUCUCGCACCUCACGUACUGCUGCCUCCAACAAUCCACGCCGUCGCUCUGCACCGCGCGCCUCGCCGGCGACGACUUCGACAUCUCCUCAAACGCCUCAGGCGACGGCGCCCUCUCCGCCGCCCAGGCGAAACCCGACGCGCUCAGCCCGCACUACGAUCUCCUACGAGUUGGAGCCGCUUGCUUCCAAUGACAUUUAG
Molecule: messenger RNA, 4251 nt
Organism: Fusarium subglutinans
Lineage: Eukaryota; Fungi; Ascomycota; Sordariomycetes; Hypocreales; Nectriaceae
Exons: 3
Coding region: 1-4251 (1416 amino acids)
Molecular function (GO): catalytic activity
Source: RefSeq, a predicted model, not a curated record